Ixodes scapularis (black-legged tick) is the source of this 531-nucleotide messenger RNA. RefSeq lists its product as uncharacterized. The annotation marks the transcript as partial. The transcript has a single exon. The record is from RefSeq and is a predicted model, not a curated record. NCBI's taxonomy places the organism in Eukaryota, Metazoa, Arthropoda, Arachnida, Ixodida, Ixodidae.
GAUAAUUUGUUCAGCAGGUUGUGCAGAGUCAUUGGCGUUGUUAGAAAAUGCCGCUCAAUAUUGUCUGUUAACAUUAAACUCAUGAUUUAUCACGCCCUUUUCCGGUCUCAUAUAAAUUAUUGUCACCUCGUGUGGGGCACAACAAGUUCGAAUUUAAACAAAAUACUUUUACGUAAAAAAAGGAUACUGCGUAUCAUCGCUGAUGUACGCUACCUAUAUCACACUAAACCGCUGUUAGAAAAAUUCAGCAUUAUUGCCAUUACAAACCUGCACGUGUACCGUCUUUUGUGUGCUUUCUUUUUCGGAACAAAUGAAUUCAUUGAAUUUCUUUGGCGCACCUCGGAUUUGAAUAAAAAAGAAAUCUCGAUCAGUAUGCGCUGCUCUGAGAUAUGGUAUGUUCCUCAUUUCCGCACGAAUCAUGCUUUACAAUCCCUUCGCCAUAUGUUACCUUCUCUACUGAACACGUACCACCUAGAAAACAUAGAUAUAUGCUCUCUGACUAGAGCUGAAUUGUAUAUGUGUUUUAUCUAA